Molecule: messenger RNA, 3000 nt
Organism: Pseudozyma flocculosa PF-1
Lineage: Eukaryota; Fungi; Basidiomycota; Ustilaginomycetes; Ustilaginales; Ustilaginaceae
Exons: 2
Coding region: 1-3000 (999 amino acids)
Source: RefSeq, a predicted model, not a curated record
AUGUCGAGCUCGUCCAUGGAUCCACCCGACGCGCCGAGCGCCGCUCUGAGGCGGCUCUCGCUCCGCGAAGAUCGGGAUGCCACCGUCAUGUCAGACCCUCCCGACAGCGACGGCCAGAUGAGACAGCUGCGAGACCUUGCCACUCAACACCUGGAAAAGGCCACGACAGAAGUGCAGACCCGUAUCAAUAUCCGACGUUUGCUGAUCAAUCUGUCCACCGAUGCUGAACUCCUCGCACUCGCCGAGAAAGGGCUGCGCACCAGCAUACGCGGAUGGGUCGACGGCUGCCUGGGCCUGGACGAGCGUGUGCAUCUGCCCUCCUGGCUGACGGGCCCGCUGAAAUCGGAUGGCCUUCAGCACCUGCUCGACGAUCCCGGGGCGCUUACUAGGAUCAUCGGAUCUGAACCCACCCUCACUUCCGACACGUUGACCGAGGAAGCCACCGUGGCGCUGCUGCACCGAACGCUGAUUGCUGGGGCCUCUCACGCCUCACCCCCGCGUCCGCGCCCUGGUGUCGGCUUGGUGCGGCUCGACUUCGAAGACGAGUUCUAUGGCGAGGCCGACGAUGACCUCUGCUACCACAUUGACACUGUCCUGUCGCUCUACGACGAGAGGCUACACUACGGACGCAUCGUCCCCGUCAUCCAGUCCUCGGGGUCGGGCAAGUCCCGCACAGUCGACCAGGUCCUCAAGCGCCGCCGCCUCGGCAUGCUGCUUUGUUUCCGCAUCACAAAGGGCGACACGGACGCGAUCCCGGCCCGAGACGAAGCUGCGGCAGAUCUACUCGUCUCCGGCGGAAAGCUGCCAUACCCGGUCCGCGACAUAGAUGUCGCCGACCGCCUCGUCGUGCUGGCCUGGUUUGAGGCCUUCGCCCACCACAUGGCAGAGGAGAUCAAGGCUUACUGCAGCGACUUGGACUCCACUUCCGUCCGCAGCGAGACGGUCGUCAGGGACUUUUACGACCACCUGAACAACACCGAGCUGCCGACAAGUCCAAUCAGUGCCGGUUCGCAAGCCUCGUCGGACAACGCACCCCGCCGACAAGGGCUGCUCGCGACAGUGGCCGAACGCUACCACGAAAAUCUGGUAAAGCUUAGACCCGGCAAUACCGAGGGCGCUAACGCCUUCCAAGGGGGUCCCUGCGUGCAGGCAUUCCGAUCGCUGCAAGCCGCCGUGAUCCAGGCUUACUCGAUCGGGGAAGGCCGACCCAACGGAGUUUUCAUCCUGGCGCUCGACGAGGCCGGCACGCUGGGUGAUCUGCUCAGCCACAUCCGGAGGCUGUGGCACGCGAUGGGAGAGUCCCAACACGCCAAUGCCGACCGACUUGUCCUCCUUUUGCUCGACACCAACUCGAGCAUCCACGCUCUCGUCGGCGAAGGAGCCACGCUCCGGUCCACCCGUCUCCACAACAAGGAGCUCUCGCUGCUGCCAAUGUUCAACAAGCUCCCCUUCGACGUUGCGCUGAGCGCACUCGAUCCGCAGGCCCACGAUCCCCACGGCAAGACGUGGUCGGCGCUGUUGGAACAGCUUGCCCUGAUGGGCCGCCCGCUGCUCAACAACAGGCAUUUCUGGCACCACAUGGAUCGCGACCAUGGGUUCACGGGCCUCAAACCGUUUGUCGGCCGCGUCUCGCUCUUCAAAGUCAAGGGAAAGCUGCUGUCCGAGCGCAAACACGUCUGGCUGCCCGAUCUCCAGUCUGACAAGGAGCUUCCUGCGGAGCAGUCGGCAACGUACAUUGACAAGUACAUGGCUGCCCUGUGCCAGCGUCUUCCUCUGCUCUUCAUCGGUGCUCAGGGCAGCGUCGAUCUGAGCGAAUUCCUGCAGCGGCAGAUCAGCUCGCACUUGCGCACCAUCGCUGGCCUCGACCUCGACACGUCGUUCAUCAUCACCGGCACCCCUUCUGAGCCGAUCCUGAGCAUCGCUGCAAGCGACCUGUUCCGGCAGCAGGUCCAGCAGUCUGGCGGUGUCGUCAAGGUCUGGCGCGACGCGCUCUGGGCGAUGCGGCACAGCCGGAUCUCGUACGGCCUGUCUACAGGCGCCGACGGCGAAGAGGUUGCACGGAUACUGCUUGCCAUGGCAACGGACUUUGCCGCCGUGGAACGCAUCCGGCGGACAAGCCUCGCGAAUCCCGGCUCCGAUUCGUUCACGUUGCAGAGCUUGUGGGAGGAGAAAGGCACGUUGGAUCCUCUGCCGGUCUGGGACUGGCUCGCCGAGCUCUUUGGCGACCCACGUGCGAUUCCCGACGUGAGCGGGGCACAAGGCGGAUAUCGAGGGUCCCUGGCGAGCGGCGAGCGGGCGGCAUCGGGCUUUGAGUCGUUCGCGCGGUCAGCACGGAUCUCGUUUACGCACUUCGUCAAGAUGCCACAUACGUUCGACAAGGUUUCGAAAAAGCAGCUGGCCGAAUGGUUCGUCGAGCACGUCGCCAUCUGCGGCGCCGACACCCAGCCGAGCUGGGACCUGCUGAUCCCCAUCUACGUCGACGAGGGAUGGAAGGGGGACGCCACGGUCUUCGAUGUCUCCAAAAUGUCAUAUAUCGUCGUUCAGGUCAGAAAUCGUCGGAACGCAGUGGGGCAGGGUCAGACAUUCAUCGUGCCGCCCGCGGUGUAUCACCGCGGCCCCAACAGCGACGACAGUGGCAAGACGGAGGAUGGCCACCACCUCGUCUCGGACUUGGAGUACAUCUCGCUCUUCAUCCAGCUCAAAGCGAAACCACCGGAGGACGCCGCGCCCGUCCGCUACACUCUCAAGGGCCGCGCGCCUGUCCGGGCCCACGAUGUGCAAGCCAUUAGCCUCGACGGCGGCUUUGCCACGAUCCUCUCCAAACUGGGCGACCAGGGCGCAGCCGACCUGCGCGCGCUCCUCGGCGUCUUCAAGGACACCAACGUCUUUGAGAGCGCCCUCGACUGGCAAGCGCGUCGCAGGUCGCUCUGCGACGCCCAGCUGUCCCUCUACGCGCGCUCCCGGCAAAGAUCCGGAGACGAGCACUACCCCAUCCUCUGA